This is a messenger RNA of Clunio marinus, 423 nucleotides long. Lineage: Eukaryota; Metazoa; Arthropoda; Insecta; Diptera; Chironomidae. The record is from the annotation of a GenBank genome assembly.
AUGCUAGAAAAAAAGCCAAUUGAAGCAGCUAAAAUAACAAUGUUAUGCUGCAUGAGAGCAAUUAAAAGAAGACAAAACAUAAAGUAUCGACUCAAAAGCAUUGAAAAUUGGAUUGGUUCUAGCGAUUUCAAUGCUUGCAUCGGUUUGGUUGAGGUUACAAAACGAAUUUUCUCACAUUUAAUACAGUUCAAGUCAAUAACAAUUAGAAAGACCUCUAUUAUUGUUCAAGCAUUACUGCAAUUAAAUGAUGAUGGCUGCAGUCUGGUUGCAUACUGGAAAAUGAACAAUAUUCGCGAUGAUAAAGAAGAUGAAAAUGGAGAUAAACUGAAAAGCACAAAAUUAUUGUUCAUUCAUAAAAGUUUUAAAGAGUUUUGUGACUCAGAAUUAAAAGUUUUAAAAUCUUCUACACAUGGAAAACUUUGA